Molecule: messenger RNA, 1735 nt
Organism: Nicotiana attenuata
Lineage: Eukaryota; Viridiplantae; Streptophyta; Magnoliopsida; Solanales; Solanaceae
Product: 7-deoxyloganetic acid glucosyltransferase-like
Exons: 2
Coding region: 101-1579 (492 amino acids)
Molecular function (GO): UDP-glycosyltransferase activity
Source: RefSeq, a predicted model, not a curated record
CCCGCCUCCUCAUAGAAACAUUUGCAACCAAAAUUUCACCACAAAUAAUUUCCAAGUAUAAUAGGAGCUGAAAAGUCUCAGUAAAAUUGGAGAAAUUACGAUGGAGCAAGGAGCAAGGCAAGCACCUCAUGUGGUCAUCUUCCCAUUUCCAGCACUGGGCCAUGUCCAUCCAAUGCUCAAUCUGGCCGAGCUUCUUAGCUUGUCCGGCAUCCAUGUUACUUUCAUCAACGCUCUUUCCAUUCAUAAUCGACUUUUACGUUGUACUGACCUUCAGUCCCGUUUUGGCCGUUUCCCAGGCUUCAGAUUCAAAACUAUUAACUUAGGCCUCGGCGAUGGACUUCCACAUACUUCUGAUGAUAUUAUGGCCGUUUUGAAGUCCUUGAGGACCACUGCCAAACCACUUCUCAAAGAAUUGUUUCUUUUGGAUAAUUACGAAUUAGGCACUACUGAUAAAGUUAUAGGGCAGGUACCACCUGUGACUUGUCUUAUAUCUGAUGGUAUUUUAAGUAUAGCACUUGAAGUGGCUGAAGAUUGUGGGAUUCCCACCUUUCAUUUUCGUACUUCAAGCGCUUCCUCUUUUUGGGCUUAUUAUUGCAUCCCUCAAUUAAUCCAUGCCGGCGAGCUUCCCUUCUCUGGAAACGACCUAGACACUCCAAUUGCGAAUGUGAAGGGGAUGGAGACCUUUCUAAGGCGACGUGAUUUACCGAGUUUUUGCCGCAUGGAUAAUUUGGGAGAAGAAGCUUUUCAAUAUGUCAUGAGCGUAACUCUAAGCACCCUUGGAACCAAAGGGCUUAUAUUCAACACGUUCGAGGGACUCGAAGGACCAAUACUGGACCAAAUUCGUGUUGAUAUCCCAAAUGUUUACACCAUUGGUCCGCUCCAUGCACACUUGAAGAACAAACUAGCAUCAGAAUCAAAAGGUAAAUCCAUAUCUUCCAGCGGAUUGUGGGAAGAAGACAGGAGUUGCUUAAAAUGGCUCGACGAGCAACCAUCGAGGUCAGUACUUUAUGUAAGCUUUGGAAGUGUGAUUACAUUGACAAAACAUGAGCUGACAGAGUUCUGGCACGGCCUUGUCAAUAGUGGUCAGCAAUUUUUGUGGGUUAUUAGGCAUGAUGUUAUCAAGGAUAAAGAUGAUGAAUUUGCUCACAUGGAUGUUGAACUGAGAGAGGGUCUGACCAAAAAUGGUUAUGUUGUAAGUUGGGCUCCUCAAGAAGAGGUGUUAGCACACCCUACAAUUGGAGGAUUUUUAACUCAUAGUGGCUGGAAUUCGACUUUGGAGAGCGUAUACGAGGCAGUGCCAAUGAUAUGUUGGCCUCAAUUGGCUGACCAACAAGUCAAUAGCAGGUUCGUUGGGGAGGUAUGGAAAUUGGGGUUGGACUUGAAAGAUACUUGUGAUAGAGUCAUAAUCGAGAAAAUGGUGAGGGAUUUGAUGGAAGCGAGGAGAAAUGAGUUCUUGGAGAGGGCAAAUGACAUGGCAAAAUUUGCAAGAGCAAGUGUUGGUGAAGGUGGAUCAUCAACUCGCAAUUUAGAACGCUUGAUCCAAGAUAUAUUUAGUUUUCACGGAGGGGGUAAAGCAUGAGUCCACACUUAACUUGAGUUUGGAUAGCUAGCAUUUAGCAAGUGAUCUGAAAAAUAAUAGUCAUACUUGGUCAAUGUUUGUUUUUUUUUUUUUUAAAUUUUGAUGAUCGAUUCGAAUAAAGAUAUAAAGGCCAAAUCGAGUUAUUUGAAUUAGUUA